AUGAGCUUUUUUAGACUCCCCAAGACCCUGAUCAAGGUGACUAAUUCAUUGAUGAGUAAGUUUUGGUGGGGCUUUACAGAAAACCUUAAUAAAAUAGCUUGGAUGUCUUGGAAAAAAUUGGGCAGAAAGAAGGAUAGUUGGGGGCUGGGUUUCAGAGAGCUGGAUUGCUUUAAUGUGGCGAUGUUGGCUAAACAGGGUUGGAGGUUACUGAAGUUUCCUAAAUCCCUGGGAGCUCGGGUCAUACGGGAGAAGUAUUAUCCAGGUUCUAAUUUUUUGAAGUCUAAUCUAGGCAAAAGGCCUUCUUUUUCCUGGAGGAGUAUUUGUCAAGCUAAACCUCUUUUAGAAGAAGGAAUUAUAUGGAGAGUGGGUAAUGGUUUAAACAUAAAGAUAUGGGAGGAUAAAUGGCUUCCAUCUACUUUUUCACAUAAAAUUCAGGAUCCUGUUCGGAUUUUGAAUAGAGAAGCUAAAGUUGUAGAAAUUAUUAACUUGGACACAAAUUGGUGGAAUAUACCUCUCAUUGAGCACAUUUUUCCGAUGGAAACAGUAGAAAAGAUCUGUAGUUUGGCUAUUAGUCCACGAACACAGGAGGAUAAACUGAUCUGGGCAGGGACAAAAACAAGGUCUUUUUCAGUCCGCAGUACUUACCAUUUGGAGGUUGACAGAAGAGUUAGAGUGUUGGGGUGUUUCUUAGCCUGUAUGUCAUCGAGCACUGUUUGA
Molecule: messenger RNA, 717 nt
Organism: Alnus glutinosa
Lineage: Eukaryota; Viridiplantae; Streptophyta; Magnoliopsida; Fagales; Betulaceae
Exons: 1
Coding region: 1-717 (238 amino acids)
Source: RefSeq, a predicted model, not a curated record